AUGCAUUUACGACGGCGUAGAAAACCCUUCAACAUUCCUGUCCACUGGCACAAGCAUCACGACGAAUACAUCACAGUUGUGGAAGGUAGGAUAACCGCCACACUGGACGGUAAGGAUAUGAUCGUGAAGGCCGGUGAUCCGCCUCUGAUAAUCCCUCGUCUGCAUCAUCUCCACGGCUUCCACGGCUUCCCGGGCGAGUCUUGUGUUUUCGAGGAGAGGAAUCUGCCACCCGGUGAUUGGAAAGUCCUCAAAGUCUUUGACCAACUGUUGGUCUUGAUUUUCGGAGUUAUAGCGAAACUAUUCUGUGACCCGGCGCCUAAGUCGUUCGACAAGGCCCAGUGAACCAGUUGAGCUUUACCUCUUCUUUCCACAAGAGGAAACUUGAGAACUGGCUUGUUUGUUCCUCGUAAUACCAGCAUGCACUAUAAAGAAGCUUGUAUUAAUCGUGGGAGUACCUCAACUGUGUGGGUAAAGAAAAGAGAGGGGGUGGGGGAGACAUUAAGGGGAAAUACAUGAUCAGGUCACUAAUGUGAAUAUUUCGAGGUCAGAAACAUAUAAGCUGGUGCAGAUGAGGCAAUGCCGUCUGCACUAAUG
Aspergillus novofumigatus IBT 16806 is the source of this 594-nucleotide messenger RNA. RefSeq names its product cupin domain-containing protein. The record is from RefSeq and is a predicted model, not a curated record. Bases 1 to 342 code for a protein of 113 amino acids. NCBI's taxonomy places the organism in Eukaryota, Fungi, Ascomycota, Eurotiomycetes, Eurotiales, Aspergillaceae. The transcript has 4 exons.